AUGGCGACGCAUGUCGUCGUAAUUGGCUCGGACCUGCGCCGUGCUACGAUCAAGGUCACGCCAGGUACCUAUCUGAUUGAUGUUUUGCAAGAAGCGUGCAAGAAGCUUAGCAUUUCCAGCGACAAAUAUAUACUCAAACAGAAGCAAAAGACCGUCGACCUCACCGUUCCCUUUCGCACAUCUGGUCUCGUCGGCGGCGCAAAGCUCGAGCUUGUCCAAAAGUCCAACACGCCGUCGGCCGUGCAGAUCGGCCUGCAGCUGCCGCAGCCCGAAGCCAAAGAGAUCCCCGGUGGCCGCCUGAUCAAGAAGCUGCCCUCGGACCUGACGCUCUGGGGCGUGCUGCGGCAGCUGGAGAGCGGCGACGCGAGCGCGGGGCGCAACAUCAACAUCACGGCGCGCGGCGUCGCCAGAACGAGCGGCGGCGCGGCGUCGGGGGCCGGCCAGCUGUACUACGAGACGCCCAUCCUCAACAUCAUGGGCCGCGACUACACCACGUUUGAGGACUUUCAAAAGACGCUGGCGCAGCUGGGCCACAACUCGGGCAGCGUGCUGGUGCGCCUGACGUUCAAGACGACAGACCAGACGCUGUUUGAGGCCAUGGAGAGGAUCAGCCAGUUCUUCAACGACACGAGGGAGGAGCCGAGCGCAGCUGCGCCGCAAAAAGAAGCGCCGGCUGCAGCGGAAGAAGCGCAGCCGGAGCAGGCGCUAGAUAAUACACCCAUGGUCGACGCAACACCACCCCGCCAAGAAACCGUAGAGGUUACGCCAGCAGCCGCUCCUCUUUCAGAGUCAAAAGACCCGUAUGAGCCCGUCAGUGUCUACCUGGCUCCCUCAAACAGCACACCCGCCGCGGCGCUGGCUCCGGCACAAGAAUCCGACUUUACGCCCACCGUCGCGCACGCCAAGCUCCACCAGAGCCAGCUGCAGCAAAGCUCGCGCAACAAGCGCCUCCUCUCGGACAAGGAGCUCGAGGAAAAGGCAGCCGACGAGCAGGCGCGUGUCGCCGCCAUCAAAUCGGUGCUCGUCAAGGUCCGCUUCCCCGACCAAACGAGCAGCGAGUGGCAAAUAGACCACAGCUCGACUGGGGCCUUUUUAUACGGCGCUGUGCGGCAUGUCAUGGCGGAUCCAGCGCUGCCGUUCCACCUCGUCCUGCCGGGAGGGAGUAGCGGCGGCGGCAAGAAUACUAUCAAAGAUGAUGCAGGCUUGAAGCACAGACUCAUUGCGGGUUACAAGCUGCAGGGCCGGGUGCUCAUCAACCUGGUGUGGGACGACGAGGUGCCGCUGGCGAAGCGCAAGCUGCCGUUCCUCAGCGCGAAUGUCGCGAGGCAGGGGCAGGCAAUCAAGGUGCCGGAGCUGCCAGAGUAUGAAGCAGAGGAGCCGACGGCACCUGCGCCGAAAGGCGAGAGCAGCGAACCGAAAAAGUCGGGGGACGGCAAGAGUGGAAAGGUGCCAAAGUGGUUGAAGCUGGGCAAGAAAUGA
Messenger RNA from Akanthomyces muscarius, 1479 nucleotides. RefSeq lists its product as uncharacterized. The record is from RefSeq and is a predicted model, not a curated record. Bases 1 to 1479 code for a protein of 492 amino acids. NCBI's taxonomy places the organism in Eukaryota, Fungi, Ascomycota, Sordariomycetes, Hypocreales, Cordycipitaceae. The transcript is spliced from 2 exons.